Messenger RNA from Mya arenaria, 2065 nucleotides. RefSeq names its product carbohydrate sulfotransferase 14-like. The record is from RefSeq and is a predicted model, not a curated record. Gene Ontology annotation, cellular component: membrane. Gene Ontology annotation, molecular function: sulfotransferase activity. The transcript has 4 exons. The coding region runs from base 203 to 1294 and encodes 363 amino acids. Gene Ontology annotation, biological process: carbohydrate biosynthetic process. Lineage: Eukaryota; Metazoa; Mollusca; Bivalvia; Myida; Myidae.
UGAAAACGCUGAAUAUAAUUAGUGUACCACUGUUAAUAAAUACAGUUUCAAUACAGUAUCAAUAAUGGGUAAGUAUGGAAAUAGCUUAAACGGAUAAUGAUGUUGUAAAUAUACGGAACAGGAGUUUCAAGACUUUGGAAAUUCGUUGGACCUGCUGCACCUGCCAACUGAUAAGGGAGAGGCUGGCAGACAGACUGAAGAGAUGGCUCGCGCUCCUCGACGUCGCUGUGUGAUGUAUGUUGUCGUCUGCGGCGUCCUGCUUUGGGCGAUAACACGAACUGCGAUCUAUGAAAGUAACGGAAGCCAAACCAGCUCCAGACGUCAACGUACCGCUGUACCCGUCGGAGAAAGAAAGUCAGGAAAUAUGCCAGCAAGUCCACGCCCAGCUGACAUGGCGGCAGGUCAAACGGGUAAUAGUGUGAGUGAUGAAAUGGCAGCUCGGAAGCAUAAAGUAAAUCAAGAAUGCAGAGGUAACUUAACUUCAAAAUACGAGAGCAUUUACAGAGAUGAACUUUACAAACGACUGCUCGUUAACAAUAAGAAGAGGAUAAUAUUCGGCGCUCUUCCAAAAGUUGCAAACACAAAUUUCAGGCGGAUUUUUCUUGGUAUCGCUGGUAUUGUGCCGAAAGAAAAGGUUUUUAACAUUUCAGGGUAUGAAGUCUAUAACAUACAUGCCAGCAAACUCAACUUCCUUGAUCAAGCACCCAAAAAGGAUCGCAGAAGAUUGCUAGACAAAUACAAGAAGUUCACAUUUGUUCGCGACCCAUUGUCGAGACUUUUAUCGGGUUACAGAAAUAAGUUUUUUCACCCAAAUUCGGUUAAUCGUGAAGAGUUUUAUAACUUUGUCAAAACGUAUUACAAAUUGCACCAUGAACGCAAAACGAUGCGUAAAAUGAGAACCAAUUUCAUUAAAGGACCCAUUACAUUUAAAGAGUUCGUGACCUACAUCUUAGAUUGCUUUGAAACCAAUGACUAUGUUAAUGAACACUUUGUGCCAGCUUACUUAUUAAUACAGCCAUGUAGAGUCAAAUACGACUAUAUAGGAAAAUUUGAGACGAUACAUACAGACACACAACACAUAUUUACAGAACUUAAUAUUGACAUUUCAUUCCCUGGUCGUCAAGACAACUAUUCUUCUGUUGCCACGGAUACGUUAGUGUGGUCCUACUAUGAACGACUUCCGGUGGCCAUGUUGAAAGGAUUGCUCGAUGUUUUCAUGCCAGACUUCAUUCUGUUUGGAUAUAAAGUACCAGACUGGAUUCACGACCGAAUACGAAAUGUCACCAUUCACUAGCAAAUUUAGAUGUGCGUGUACCUGGCGGGUCUCGACAAAAUAUGUAGAUUCCCUAAUUAAGAGUACUAUUUACAAACAAUAUCUCAAGGAAAAUACCCUAAUCCAACGUUUUAAAAAAAGCAGUUUUUCUGUGUUCAUGUGAGAAGUGUGUGUGGGGAGGGGGCGGUGGGUGGUGGUCGCGUGUCGAGGUUAAGUCCCAUACAAACCUUAAAUCUGUAGUCACCCCUGCUAAUGGUUAUACAAUUUGUACAUAGUUGACGGAACAAAUAUAUAUCAAGGUAUAACAAACAAAACAGACUCAGGCCAAUGUUACUUAUUUCAAUAUAUAAACAAAACUUAUUCUUAUACAUAAUGUAAUAAGAUUAAAACGUACAUUCAGAAUUUCAGAACAUGCAUGUCAUAUAGUUUUUAUCUUAGAAUGCUAUUCACAAUGAUUUUUAUCACAGAUAAGUUGGACGGUACUGCAAUAUCCACAACCUAUAAACACACAUAGAAAUGAUUCAAUGGAAUGUAAAACAAAUGUCUAUUUUAGAAUAGAUGCAUUCAGUAUAUAUUGGUGGUCAGUUCACUAAAAUAACUUUGUACCGUUUUUGAGAGUGUUUUCACUGUUUUUUUCUAACCAUCAACACCCAUAAUAGGGAGGUAACAACUAGAAUGGUCGUAACCAUUCUAUAACUACCAUGCGUAUAAAUUACAAUGCUUGUUACUUAUACAGUUUGCUGUUUAUUGAACGUUGUCAUUGAAAAGAAGUUUACAUCACAAUAAAGCUAA